Messenger RNA from Fimicolochytrium jonesii, 973 nucleotides. RefSeq lists its product as uncharacterized. Bases 91 to 678 code for a protein of 195 amino acids. Lineage: Eukaryota; Fungi; Chytridiomycota; Chytridiomycetes; Spizellomycetales; Powellomycetaceae. The record is from RefSeq and is a predicted model, not a curated record. The transcript is spliced from 2 exons.
GAUGGAGGGGUACGCGUGGCCGUAGACUUGGGAGACGUUUCCCCAGGAAGUGAUCCAUUCGGCGCUGUUGGUGACGGGUUUCCGUGCUCCAUGUUCUUCAAUCUCCAAGGUCCUAUCCUGUCCCGGCACGAGCUCGAACUUCCGCUGGCCGACGGCGAAUCGGAUAGAAGGAUGGACCUUGUCGAGGUCCACGUAUCGCAGGUGGACCACGUUAUCGGGGACCACCUCUACAACCCCGCCACCCGUUCCGCCUACCAAGCCACACAGCACCCGCUUCCCCUAAUCCAGAUCCCCGCCUCAGCCAUCAAACAGCAAUACAAAACCUGGCAGUCCGUCCCCUCCUCCGUCUCCCAAACCUUCGACACGCCCAACGGCAAAGUGUGGUUCGAGCUCCGCGCGCUGCGGGCUGAUCAUUUACUGGAUUGGUAUGCCCUGGUGGCGAUCCCGGAGGGGGAUGUGAUGGGCCCGAUUGUGGCGAGUCGGAAGGGGGUGGUGGCUACUUGCUACUUCGUUGGGCGUUGCGGUCGCGAUGUUGACGUUGGCCGCGGCGACGUCCGUGCUUGUUACUAUGCCGAUUCGGAGGCUUACGGCGAUCAUGGAACAAGCAACCUCAAUGGACUUCUCCGCACUGAAAGGUGGAUAUCCCGAGGGUAUGUUCACAUUACGUACGCAAAAUGAGCUUUCUGCUGCUAAAGUCUGGUAUAUCUCGUCUCUGUUGACUGCAUCAAUGCAUCGACUGAUGGGGUCGACGACGGAGAGGGCAAGUAAAGUGAAGUGAUUGGAAGGACCUCUGCUUCAAAGAUUUCAAAAGUGUUGGCUAUUCUGUUGCGACGUACGGAAAUAUGAUUUGUUAGUUGUCGUCCAUUGUGGAGUUGUUCGAGGCUCUUUGUGGAUCAUCUGUGCGUUUCCUCUAAGCGAAGAUCGUGCUGUGUCCAGAUGGUCGGCCAAAUCGGGCUUUCUGAAUGAAUCCACG